Messenger RNA from Coniophora puteana RWD-64-598 SS2, 699 nucleotides. RefSeq lists its product as uncharacterized. NCBI's taxonomy places the organism in Eukaryota, Fungi, Basidiomycota, Agaricomycetes, Boletales, Coniophoraceae. The transcript has 3 exons. The record is from RefSeq and is a predicted model, not a curated record. The annotation marks the transcript as partial.
CAUGGCUCUCAAGCUCGAUCUCUCCUCCCUCGACCCGCUCAAAACCACACUCACCUCCCCAGAUGGCACCGCGCGGUUCACGACCGAAACAGACGCCGGGCCAGAGAAGAAGACCCGCGUGACCCUCAUCAAGAAGGUUGGAACCGAAAGUAUGACGGACUGGUCGACCGAGAUUGGCAGAGUUGAGUGGCAGGAGGAUCAGGACAUUAUGCCCGCUGUGAUGCUCGGGGACCGGGUGCUGGACAUGACGAAGACUGGUGGGAAGUUUACAAGCCCCGAGAAGUUUCAGGCGUCAGACGGAGAGUGGUACGAAUGGCGAAUCCAGAGUAUGCAGCCUACACUCGUCCCCCUCUCCACCGGCGUCGGUCAUGUCGCGACGUUCUCGUCGAGCACACACCGCUCGGGGCUGAAGAAAGUGCACACCGCCUCGCUCUUCAUCGCACCCGAGGGCAUGCACCUACUCGACGAGAUUGUCAUCACGUUCGUGUACUUCCUUGCGCGUUGGAGAAAUCGCGAGGCCGCACGAGAACGCAAGAACGGGAUCAACCCUUUGGCGUGGAUCGGAAUAGGUUCGAGCGGUGGGGCGAUUUGAAGCUUUCCAGCGUUGUCACUGUUGUCGUCUCACAGUAUAUAUGGUGUGUAUAUGCGCCUGUGUUUGUCUCGGACCACUUUUUCCUAUAUUAUAACUGCAUACUUGGG